CUGCCCCCUCCACCACCUCUCUCUACCCAGCAUUCCAUGGACUUCUUGCUGUUUCAGUUUGGACUGUGUGCGUUCACAUAUGACCAGGCAGAGUCCAAGUACGUCAUCAAGACUUUUAAUUUUUAUAUAUUCCCAAAGCCGUUCAACAGAACCUCCCCAGACACCAAGUUCAUCUGCCAGAGUUCCAGCAUAGACUUCCUGGCCAGUCAGGGUUUUGACUUCAACAAAGUGUUCCGUAACGGGAUCCCGUACCUGAACCAGGAAGAGGAAGUGCAGCUGCGGGAGCAGUAUGAGGAGAGGCGGAGUCAGAGUAACGGAUCAGGAAACCCCUCCUACAUCUCCCCCAACCCAAACAAAGGCCCCGGCAGUGUCCCCGAGGAGCACAGGGAGUACAUCGGACGGGUGGUAGAGAAGGUGGAAUCUCUGUUCACUACCUCAGAGAAGACUGUGGACCUGGAGCCCUGCACUGGCUUUCAGAGGAAGCUGAUCUACCAGACUCUCAACUCCAAGUUCCCAAAGGGCCUUCAUGUGGAGACCUUGGAGACAGAGAAGAAAGAGCGAUACAUCCAGAUCAGCAAGGUGGACGACGAGGAGAGGAAGAGGAGGCGGCAGAAACAGGAGAGAGAACAGGAGGAGCUGAAUGACGCUGUGGGAUUCUCCAGGGUCAUACACGCCAUCUCCAAAUCUGGAAAGUUGGUGGUUGGCCACAACAUGCUGCUGGACGUCAUGCACACCAUCCAUCAGUUCUACUGCCUACUGCCAGAGGUACAAAACACUGACCUGAAUGACUUUAAAUACAUCUGCUGUGUCAGGGUGUGGGUCUUCCCCAGGCUGUUGGACACCAAGCUCAUGGCCACUACGCAACCUUUCAAGGAGUUGAUCAACAUCACGUCUCUUGCAGAGCUGCAGAAACAGCUGAAAGAGAGCCCCUUCAAAUCUCCUAAAGUUGUGACGGCGGAGGGGUUCCCCAGCUACGAUACAGCCCAGGAACAGCUCCACGAGGCGGGCUACGAUGCCUUCAUCACUGGUCUCUGCUUCAUCUCCAUGGCCAACUACCUAGGUACUUUCCUACUCCCCAGAGUUCACAUCCCAUCCCAAUCGAAACUCAUCCAACCCUUUUUCGCCAGACUGUUCCUGAUGAGGAUCAUAGAUAUUCCCUACCUCAACAUCAGCGGACCAGAUGUCCAGCCCAAGAGGGAUCAUGUUCUGUAUGUCACCUUCCCGAAGGAGUGGAAGACCAGUGACCUCUACCAGCUGUUCAGUGCCUUUGGUAACAUCCAGGUGUCGUGGAUUGAUGACACGUCAGCAUUUGUAUCUCUGAGUCAGACUGACCAGGUUCAGAUCGCGAUGAACACCAGUCGCUAUGCGGAGAGCUACCGUAUCCAGACGUAUGUAGAGUAUGUCCAGGGCAGGCAGCAGGUCAGGGAGAGCCAGGGCCAUUCUACCUCGUCCUGGGACGAGGACGGCUGGGUUAAACCGCACUACACCUCCCCCUCUACAGUUGGUGCUGGUCCUACUGGCUACAGCUACGGUCACAACAGGCCGUCGUUGGGGAAACGCUGCGUCAGUCCGAUCCAGGAGGAGCAGCCUACAGAGGGAGAGGCUCAGAGACACGCUGACGGAUGGAGUGGUUACACACACUCUAACACGCACUCUGACACGGGCAGCAAGAAGAUCAGGACCGAUGGGGUGUGUGUACGGACGUAUGCAGGAGUAGUGGACAGUAGGACGUCAGAAGGCUGGCUGAAAACUCAGUCUGAGUCUGAUUCGUCGAGCAUGAGUCCGAUCCAGGAAGAGGCGGGGUCGGCGGCGGUAGACGACGCUAGUGAUCCGGCGGCGGGCGAAUGGCAACAGCAACCUUCAACCAAUCAGAGCAAGAAGAGCCGCAAGAACAACAGGAUGAGGAAGAGUGAUGGUGCAGAGACGACGUCUUCUCUGUUCGACGUACCUCAGGUCUGGUAGCGAUGGAACCCGAGCUCCUGGCUCCUUACCACCUGGGUUCCUACUUCCUACCCCUGGCCACUUGACUCCUACCCCCUAGGACCGGGUUUGGAACGAGGCCUGAAGUUUCAACCAGCUGCACUUAUCUGACUGGCUGAGAGAAACGAAGCCAUAAAUCAUGAUAGGAGUCCUCAGCAUGUGGUAUAGCAGGAUAUUCUUUAGGAAAGAAAAAACGGUCCCAAAUGGCACCCUAAUCCGUAUAUAGUACACUACUUUUAACUACGGCCAAUAGAGCUCUGGUUCAAACUAGUGCACUAUGGAUUGUUGUGUCCCAAAUAUUUUGUUCACUGCUUUUUUUGUUGUUGCUCGCACUGUUUUUCAUUUCUGAUUGAUUGAUAAAUCCCCUGUAUCGUGAUGGAUUAGGUAGUUACCACUCUGCAUGUUGUGGCGCUACUGGCAGCUGUUCAGUACAGAGAGAGAGAGAGAACUCACACCCAGGCUCUACUCUCCUAACCCAACAGGCUCUGAAAUGGCAGCUUGAUCUCUGUUCCACUACUCUUAACCAGGGUCUAUAGCGCUCUGGUCAAAACUAGUGCUCUAUAUAGGGGAAUGGGGGCCAUUUGGUUCAGUCUGAUCUCUGUUCCACUACUCUUAACCAGGGUCUAUAGCGCUCUGGUCAAAACUAGUGCUCUAUAUAGGGGAAUGGGGGCCAUUUGGUUCAGUCUGAUCUCUGUUCCACUACUCUUAACCAGGGUCUAUAGCGCUCUGGUCAAAACUAGUGCUCUAUAUAGGGAAUGGGGGCCAUUUGGUUCAGUCUGAUCUCUGUUCCACUACUCUUAACCAGGGUCUAUAGCGCUCUGGUCAAAACUAGUGCUCUAUAUAGGGGAAUGGGGGCCAUUUGGUUCAGUCUGAUCUCUGUUCCACUACUCUUAACCAGGGUCUAUAGCGCUCUGGUCAAAACUAGUGCUCUAUAUAGGGGAAUGGGGGCCAUUUGGUUCAGUCUGAUCUCUGUUCCACUACUCUUAACCAGGGUCUAUAGCGCUCUGGUCAAAACUAGUGCUCUAUAUAGGGGAAUGGGGGCCAUUUGGUUCACAGCCUGGGUCUGUGUUCCAUGAGGAUCAACGUUAUAGGAUAUUCAUCUAGAAAUACACUAUCUAGAUUUGAUGCACUGCUUUGUUCUAUAGAAGAGGGAAUUGUGUCAUGGUGUGGUGUGUGUUUUCUACGUUGUAUCAUCCUGAACACCAGGCCAGGCUCGUUGUUCCACGACCUCCUAGUUACUGUCACCGAGUCUGAAAUCUUUCCCCUCACUGUGUCUGUUACCGGUGCCAAACCGGUUUAGUUUUAACCGUAAAAAAAUGUUGCCUCCGUGUCCCGUUCAUCUUGAACCAUCAUUAAGUGUCUCUUAAACCCCCCCCCCCCCAAUGCCACUUGACUGAUUCUAGUGUAACACUGUCCUGGUGCUGUAGUAGGAUUUUAAAUGUAGUUUAAUUAACUUCCUUUUUUAAAAUAUGUAUAAAGUUAAAGCCCCUCCCCUCGAAUUUUAUAGAUCCUGCUGGAACCUUCUCUAAUAGUGUGUUCUAAAUGGCUCCCUGUGCAGUGUACUAGGAAAUAGGGCCCUGUGUAGUGCAGUGUACUAGGAAAUAGGGCCCUGUGUAGUGCAGUGUUCUAGGGAUUAGGGCCCUGUGUAGUGCAGUGAACUAGGAAAUAGGGCCCUGUGUAGUGCAGUGUACUAGGGAGUAGGGCCCUGUGUAGUGCAGUGUACUAGGGAGUAGGGCCCUGUGUAGUGCAGUGUACUAGGGAGUAGGGCCCUGUGUAGUGCAGUGUACUAGGGAGUAGGGCCCUGUGUAGUGCAGUGUACUAGGGAGUAGGGCCCUGUGUAGUGCAGUGUACUAGGGAGUAGGGCCCUGUGUAGUGCAGUGUACUAGGGAGUAGGGCCCUGUGUAGUGCAGUGUACUAGGGAGUAGGG
This is a messenger RNA of Oncorhynchus gorbuscha (pink salmon), 3907 nucleotides long. RefSeq names its product poly(A)-specific ribonuclease PARN-like. The record is from RefSeq and is a predicted model, not a curated record. Bases 37 to 1962 code for a protein of 641 amino acids. Gene Ontology annotation, biological process: nuclear-transcribed mRNA poly(A) tail shortening. The transcript has 23 exons. Lineage: Eukaryota; Metazoa; Chordata; Actinopteri; Salmoniformes; Salmonidae. Gene Ontology annotation, molecular function: RNA binding; metal ion binding; poly(A)-specific ribonuclease activity. Gene Ontology annotation, cellular component: nucleus; cytoplasm.